Spea bombifrons (plains spadefoot toad) is the source of this 3112-nucleotide messenger RNA. It is a transcript of the gene CDC5L, whose product is annotated as cell division cycle 5 like. The coding region runs from base 130 to 2538 and encodes 802 amino acids. Gene Ontology annotation, cellular component: Prp19 complex; spliceosomal complex. Gene Ontology annotation, molecular function: RNA polymerase II transcription regulatory region sequence-specific DNA binding; DNA-binding transcription factor activity, RNA polymerase II-specific. The transcript is spliced from 16 exons. The record is from RefSeq and is a predicted model, not a curated record. NCBI's taxonomy places the organism in Eukaryota, Metazoa, Chordata, Amphibia, Anura, Pelobatidae. Gene Ontology annotation, biological process: mRNA splicing, via spliceosome; regulation of transcription by RNA polymerase II.
AACAUUCGGCUCGCUUUACGGCGUGUUUCUAGUAGCGCACGACCCGUGUUACUCUGCCUCCCGCUUCGGCGGCGAUAUUACAUUUUUACCGUCAGAGCAGCCGGCCAGUGAGCCAACGACACCGCCAACAUGCCGCGGAUAAUGAUAAAAGGAGGGGUGUGGAGGAACACAGAGGAUGAAAUUCUCAAAGCGGCUGUUAUGAAAUAUGGCAAAAACCAGUGGUCUCGUAUUGCUUCCCUUCUACACAGAAAAUCUGCCAAGCAGUGCAAAGCACGAUGGUACGAGUGGCUGGACCCAAGCAUCAAGAAAACGGAAUGGUCACGUGAAGAAGAGGAAAAAUUACUGCACUUGGCCAAACUGAUGCCAACUCAAUGGAGAACAAUAGCCCCUAUUAUAGGCAGAACAGCUGCCCAGUGCCUGGAACAUUACGAGUAUCUAUUAGAUAAAGCUGCGCAGCGAGAUAAUGAAGAGGAAGCGGCAGAUGAUCCAAGGAAACUGAAACCUGGGGAAAUUGACCCAAAUCCAGAAACCAAACCUGCCCGACCUGAUCCUGUUGACAUGGAUGAAGAUGAGCUUGAGAUGCUCUCCGAAGCCAGAGCCCGUCUUGCUAAUACUCAAGGAAAGAAGGCCAAGAGGAAGGCCAGAGAAAAGCAGUUGGAAGAAGCGAGGCGACUUGCUGCUCUUCAGAAGAGGAGGGAGCUCAGAGCCGCAGGAAUCGAGAUACAAAAGAAAAGGAAAAAGAAGCGUGGAGUAGACUACAACGCCGAAAUUCCCUUCGAAAAGAAGCCGGCCCCAGGAUUCUAUGACACGUCCGAGGAAAACUAUGACGCCUUAAAUGCAGACUUCAGAAAACUUCGCCAGCAGGACUUGGAUGGGGAAUUAAGAUCUGAGAAAGAAGCCAAAGAACGAAAGAAAGACAAGCAGAAUAUUAAAAGGAAAAAGGAGUCUGAUCUGCCGUCGGCAAUUCUUCAGACAACCGGUGGAGCGUCAGAAUUAACUAAAAAGAGAAGCAAGUUGGUCCUCCCUUCGCCUCAGAUAUCGGAUGCAGAACUUGAAGAAGUUGUUAAGAUCGGCCAAGCCAGUGAAGUUGCCCGACAGACAGCUGAGGAGUCUGGGAUCACCAACUCUGCUUCUAGUACGCUGCUGUCUGAAUACACUGUUGCCAACAGCAGCGUUGCCUUAAGGACCCCUAAAACACCAGCCGCGCAAGACCGGAUCCUACAGGAAGCACAGAAUUUGAUGGCACUUACAAAUGUGGACACACCAUUAAAGGGUGGGCUAAAUACCCCUCUACAUGAGAGUGAUUUCUCCGGAGUGACCCCACAGAGACAGCUCGUUCAGACCCCAAACACAGUAAUUUCCACGCCUUUCAGAACUCCAUCCCAGAGUUCAGAUGGUUUGACCCCUCGUGGCGCCAUGACACCUAAGCCAGUUAUAGGAGCCACCCCAGGGAGAACUCCGCUGAGAGACAAACUGAACAUUAACCCUGAAGAUGGCUCUGUUGACUACAAUGACCCAUCUUACGUCAAACAGUUGGAAAGGGAGUCUCGUGAACAACUGCGCCUGGGAUUAAUGUCCCUUCCAGACCCCAAAAAUGACUUUGAGAUAGUCUUGCCUGAAAAUGCGGAGCAAGAACUCGAGGAGCGCGACCAAGAGGAAUCCUACAUCGAAGAUGCGGCAGAUGUGGAAGCGCGCAAGCAGGCAUUGAGGGAUGCACAAAGGGCCAAGGAGCUGAAGCAGAGACACAAGUCGGUGCAGAAGGGCUUGCCAAGACCCUCUGAAGUAAACGAAACUAUUCUGAGGCCUGCCAAUGUCGAGACUCCGCUCAGCGACCUGCAGAAAAGCGAGGAGCUGAUUAAAAAGGAGAUGAUCACAAUGCUUCAUUACGACGGUCUCCACUAUCCAUAUGGAGACAUUGCUGCAGGAAAGAAAGGAAAAGGCCCUGGAGGCACCAACGCAGAACACGUAGCUUUUUUGGAGCAAAAUCCAUAUCUAAAGAUUUCAGAAGAAGAGCUGAAAUAUGCAGAGGACCUCCUUCAGCAGGAGAUGGAGGUUGUGAAGCAAGGCAUGGGGCAUGGUGACCUCUCUCUCGAUUCCUAUAACCAGGUGUGGGAGGAGUGUUACAGUCAGGUCUUAUACCUCCCCGGCCAGGGACGUUACACUCGCGCCAACUUGGCCAGUAAGAAGGACCGGAUUGAAUCCCUUGAGAAGAGGCUAGAGAUAAACAGAGGUCAUAUGACGGCCGAAGCCAAGAGGGCCGCGAAAAUGGAGAAGAAAAUGAAGAUCUUGCUUGGCGGUUACCAGUCGCGAGCGAUGGGAUUAAUCAAGCAGCUGAACGAAAUCUGGGAUCAGUACGAACAAGCCAACCUGGAGCUACGGACCUUCGAGGAACUUAAGAAUCAUGAAGAUGUGGCCAUUCCCAGGCGGAUAGAGUCUCUGAAAGAAGACGUCCAGCGGCAAGAAGAAAGAGAGCGCGAGCUGCAGCAGAGGUUUGCGGAGCUCGUGCUGGAGAAAGAACGCUACGAGUCCAAAUAUUAGCGCCUGUUCCGUCAGCCACGACUCCCAUGCAAGCUGCGCUCUAAACAAUAAUACUAUGCAGAGCUGAAUGCCCAUCCGUCUGCAAAUCUGCCCUUAAGGGAUUGUUCGCUUUUUGUCACCAGACGAUACAUUUUAACCAAUGGCCGAUUGUUUUGUCGUCUUACAUCGUGUAGAUCACACUUGGUUUCGAGGCGUUCUCGGUAAGGGGAAAUAAUAAAACGGCGGGUGUAUAUUUUUGAUUUUGCGAUACGCAUUCCCAUUUUUUUUUAGCGUGUUGGCGCAAAUAUACAACGAUGUGAAAAGCUGUCUGUUAUGGCCGUGUCGCUUUUUGUCAGAAGUGAAUCAAGUACUCAGUCACUUUCUGUACAUUUUUGUCUUUUACCUGGCAGUGAUUUAUUUUACCGAAUUAAGAUAUGUUAUUGGAUGGCUCUUUAAUCUCCGCCCUACACAUUGCCUGCGGAUUAUCGAUGUUCAAUAAACAUACAAGUGAACUGUGAAUUUUAAUGUCUUCUGAUUUGCAAUCCACGGAUGUUGUUUCCCAAGCCCCCGGUUACAAAUGUAAUCUAAAUCGACA